AUGGCCUCCUUCAUUCCGAAUCUUCCGUCCGUCGCGCGACACGUCGAUCUGAAAUUUCGAUCCGCGUUGUUGUUGAGUCAGUUGUUCACAAAGAGUUGGGGACAUCCCGAUGUUAUUAAGCAAAUGGCGAAAUACCGUCGAGACGUGAUGUCGAAGCGGCUCGUGAUGGAGUACGUGAAAGAGCUCAACCCGAAAAUCGAUCUCGUCCGUAAAUCGACAAAAAACGGUGUCACCGCGUACGAGGGAUUCUUCACAAGUCCUCACGCCACCCUAUUUCCCGAUCAUAUGCCCGGUAAUGUUGGACGGGCUCACUUUAGGGCGUGGCUUCCCGAGCGACCGAGUCCAGUGUGCAUUCAUUUGGCAGGCACGGGAGAUCACUCGUAUUUUAGACGCCAAUACCUCCUCGUAGAAGAUAUGCUCAAAGAUGGUGUCGGCUCCAUCUUGGUGCAAAACCCGUUCUACGGCGACCGAAAACCACCGAAUCAAUUCCGAUCCUCCCUGGAAAACGUGACGGAUCUAUUCGUGAUGGGCGCCUCGCUCAUCGCCGAAUGCAAUCAUCUAUUCAACUGGGCGGAGACUCUCGGCUACGGACCGUUUGCCAUUUCCGGAGUAUCGAUGGGCGGUUUCAUGGCGCAACUCGCCGGUUCUAACUCGCAACGACCCAUAUCGAUUAUUCCGAUUCUCGCGUGGACCACUGCGGGGCCGGCUUAUACGGAAGGAGCGAUCGCGCCGGCUGUCAACUAUAAGCUACUGCAGAAACAGCUGGAAGAUCCGCAUUAUGUUGAGAAAUUAAAGAGAAUUCCCAAUCAGAAUUGGCUCGAUAAAAUGCACGAGAUGACGGCGAGAAACGGCGAUUCCGAAGCGAAGAAUAUGAUGCGGAUUCUGAUGGACGAUUUCACGAGUCUCGAGAACUACCCGACGCCCCUAGACACCUCACUGUGCCACGUAUUCCUGGCGGAUCAAGAUCAAUAUGUGUUGAGAAAUCAGGGAACGCCGAGCUACGAGCAGCUAUGGCCAAAUUGCACUGUGGAAAUGAUGGAGGGAUUCGGACAUGUGACUGCGUACCUAUUGAAACAUGAUCUCUGGAGAAGACGAAUCAAUGAGCUGCUUCGGAGACAGCAGCAGAAGGAGAAGAAAUAA
Messenger RNA from Caenorhabditis remanei, 1140 nucleotides. RefSeq lists its product as uncharacterized. The record is from RefSeq and is a predicted model, not a curated record. The transcript has 3 exons. Lineage: Eukaryota; Metazoa; Nematoda; Chromadorea; Rhabditida; Rhabditidae. Bases 1 to 1140 code for a protein of 379 amino acids.